Owenia fusiformis is the source of this 4607-nucleotide messenger RNA. NCBI's taxonomy places the organism in Eukaryota, Metazoa, Annelida, Polychaeta, Sabellida, Oweniidae. The record is from the annotation of a GenBank genome assembly.
UGGCGGACACAUACUUUUUCGGAAAUUGGUUUAUUUUUGUUGAUUUCUCAAAUAAAUUGUAACAUUAUAUUAAUUUAAUGUUUCGACCGAGAAGAGCUAAAGCAGAAUGUCGAUGGCACAGGAAAAAUUUGUUGCAUUGCGCAAAAGACUCGACCAAAAGCCUCAAACGUGCAAAACUAGAAACAGUACGUCCUAAGGAAACAAAGGAUUUCACUGCAGCAGUAGACCCAUAUAAAAGUGACAAUGCUAAACUAGUCAAAGAAAAUAAUCAACUACAUGUUCAGCUGAUUAAGAAAACUGAGGAGUCUGAUGCUACAAUAAGAGAUCUGAAAGAAAGUUUGAGAAAGCUAGAACAUGACAGUGCAGAUCUGAGAUUCCUCAAUAACCAAUAUGUUCACAAGAUACGUGCCAUAAAACAAGAAUCUAAGGCAAAGACAGAAAAGAUCUUGCAACUCCAAGAAAAAAACUUCCAGGCUGUUGUGCAGACACCAGGUGGUAGGAAGAAAUCAAUUCCAUUCAGACGCCAACGUAUGGAGACUGAUUGUCUCUUACCCCCCUCCACAACCCCAUCCCCACCCCUACCUCAGGCCGAUGACCCAUACGUCGCUGAUCUACUUCAGGUGGCUGACAAUAGGAUAGCUGAGCUUGAGAGUCAGGUGGCCAGAAUUGUUGAUGAGAAAACAGCAAUUGAGAAAAAAGUGUCAAUGUUCAGAAAACAGGUUGAGGCCAGGGAUGCUGAAGUUGACAGACUAGGAAGGAUGUUGGACGGGGGUCGACCCUACGAUGUUGUUGCCCUUGAGGCCAGAAACAGAGCCAAUGAACGCCUUAUAUCUCAACUCAAUAUACAGAUUGACUACCUCCAACAAAAGAACAGGGAGGUCGAACAUCGUCUCUCGGAAGCAGAAAUUUAUGAAAGAGAGGCUUUAGACAAAUCGGUGAACUUUGAAUCGAAGGCUCGGCAGUUAGAGGAUGAACUACAGGAUGUAGACUUAUUAGCAUCGAGGUUAAAAACAGAUAAAAAUGCAGCUUUACGAGUGGCUGAUCAUGAAUUGGAUGAAGCUAAGGUUGAGCUUGAGAAGUCCAGACAAGAACUUGAAGAUAUGGAUGUCCAGGUUGCACAACUCAGAGCUGAAAGAGACAGGUUAUUGAAUGAACAAAUAGAUCUGAAGUCAAAUCUCAAUACUAAAACAGCAGACAAUCAACGUAUGGAUGACCUGGUGGAUAAAAUGCAAGCAGACAAGAAAAGACUCAGCAGUCGUGUAAAUAAACUAACAUCAAAUGAAAGAGAACUUGUUCUAGAAAUAGAGCGACUCAAAAAUAAAGCAGCGCCUAAAAGGAAAGGUGGAAAAUCAAUCAAUAGACUAGAUUCGUUUAUAAAAGGCUUAGAAGAAGAAAGAGACUAUUGGCGUGAAGAGGUUGAUGCUUUACAAAAAUUACUACGCCUUCAUGGGCCAGGAAGUAGUCCCAUGAGGUCAAGGUCACCAAGUCGCUCAAAGGUUUCCACGCCAGCAGGAACUCCUAGUAAAUCUGAAAGAAAGACUGCUGCUCAUUACGAGACAAUCAUGCGAGUGUUAGAGGAUGAACGUGAUCACUACAAACGUGAAUAUGAACUACUUCGUGCACUCAGACACAGUAGGCCAAAUAGUCCAGUCAGGUCAAGGUCACCAAGUCUCAGGGAAAUGAGUGUUGCUGAUGAAACAGAACUGUUGCGUGUUACACGAGAGCGUGAUGAACUUCAGAGUAUGCUGAGCAAAUUUGAACGCCACAUGGCAGAGAUCCAGACCAAUGUAAAGGUGCUAACAAAUGAAAGAGACAAAGUCAAUACAAUGUAUGAAGAGGCCAAAUUAGAGUUGCAAAGAAUGCGCAGGGAUGUUGUCAGGUCGCCAAAGUCUCCCAAAGUUUCAUUGGCAGCUCAGGCAGUAUUACGACGUGUUGAACAUGAGCGAGAUGACGCAAUAGCUGACCUGCGACGUAUGACAACAGAACGCGACACACUCAGGGAAAAAUUAAAGAUUGCAACAGAGAGCCAUCUAUCUGAUAGAGCCAGACUAGAACAGAAAAUAGAAGAUCUCGAACGAACAAUACAAGCUGUUGAAGCUGAGCGAAAUGAUCUCAAUAUAAGAAUAGCUGCUCUUAAAGACAAGGGAGACAGAAUGGAGGACCACAUAAAAGAACAAGUUAUAACACUGGGAGAAACACAAGAUGAUGCAUCUCAACAGAAAGCAGCUGCAACACAAAUGAGGUUACUAGCAGAACAAGCUGAGACAUCACUUAUGGACAACCGUAGACAACUUAUAGCCAAAGAGGGAGAUCUGAGGGCUGUUGAAGAGAGAGCAGCACAAUUGGAGGUCAGACUAGCCGAACUUAUGCGUCAUGGUAAGGUCAAAGAUGAUGAGAUUGCUACGCUACGUGGGACGAUAAGUGCACUUGAUCGUGAAAAGGAUGCUCUACAGAUUGCAGUUGAUGAUAAGGCUGAGAGGAAUGUUGAUUUGGAGGACACUGUAUUAGAGAGGGACAAGUUACUGAGUGACUUCAAGAUCAACACCAGUGAUUUGGAAGCUCAAAUAAAUCAUUUGCAAGAGACCAUAGGCAACAAAGAGCGAGAGAUUAGGAGUUUACGACGUCAGCUAGAUAGCUCCACAGAGGAGUUGACGGAGACAUCGAGAGGACGUGAUGUUGCGGUUCGGGAAAAUAGACGACUUCAAGAUGAUCUUGGAACAAUGACACGAGAAAAUCAAAAUCUAAAUGCUGACCUAGAUGAUGUCAUUAAUGAGCGUGAAGAUCUAAAAGCACAGGUCCAAGAUUACAUGAUAGAAGUUAAGCGUGUGGAAGAACUCUUGGCUGCAAAGGAACAAGAGAGAUCCGAUUUGUUAGAGCAAUACAGAUUACUGACAAGUGAAGCAGAGACGUAUCAAACGCAGUCCCACCAAUUGGAAAGUGAAGGGUCUAAUUUGAGGCUAGAGGUGAUGACCAGGGAGUCAGAGAUUAGGAGACAGAGGGAGAAGAUUGACAGUUUAGAACGUGAGAUACAAGAGCAUAUGCAAGCUAAUAGAGCCUAUGAGGUGCAAGUAUCUGAUUUGACGCAUUCAGUUGCAAGCCUUGAGGAGAGGGUGAGACAGUUAGAUAAUGAUAAGAUAUCAACGCAACAAGACUUAGCAGCUGUUAGGGACCUCUGUGCUAAAGUAGAAUCUACAAAGGAUAAUCUUGCAAGACAAUUGUCAUCUAAGUCUAUGGAUAAUGAACAGAUCCAGACUCUGCUUGAUGACAUGAAACGAGAAGUUGAAAUUCUACGCAGCCAGGUGGGAUCUGAACGCACAAAUGUCAAAAGUCUAGAACAAAUACUGCAAACAAAUCGCGAGAAAGAAUUCCAAACUUCAUUAUCCUCUCAGGAGAAAAAUGCUGAGAUUCAAUUAUUGAGGGAUCGUCUUCAGCUGAAUGACAGUAAAAUGGAAAGUUUAAAUCGAGAGAUAUCUACACUAAGGAGCAGAAACAUUGAGCAAGAUGCGGAAAUCGACAGACUUAGAAGAGACUUGACCAAUGAGAGAUUUGAAAGAGAGAGGACGUCUCAACAGCUCCGUCGCCUUGGUAACACCCCUCCCACAGAUAGUGGAAGAGCUAGUAGGUCAACACGCAUCAGUGCAACAUCGUCAAGGUCUUCCAUGAGUCCAACCAGACGCACCAGAUCUCCCGACCGCUCAUACAGUCGCACCAGUAGCAGGGCAGAAAAUGGACACUUGUAACUUGUAUAAUGUAAUCAUUUGAAUUUUAUUUUUGAUUGUUUUUAUUUUUGAUGUCAAUAUUGACUGUUAAAUGGAUAUGGAGUUCUUGCAUAUUUUUUAUUUAUAUGGGUCCAAGUAAUAAAUAUCCAAGUACAAAUUAGAGUGAAUCACGUUCAACGGUUAAAUGUGACAAAUGUAACUAGGUGACAUACUUUCUCAGUAAUGAUGAAAUACUGUACUGUUAUUAAAGUGUUUAUUGCUUGGGGUAUUGGAAUACAUAGCAUCUGUGACUGCGAUUUAGAGAAAUAUUUGGCUCGAGGGCAUGCCCUGAGGGAAAAAGCUCUAAAUCUCAGUGCCAUUGAUGCAAUUGAAUAUACCAUUGUUUCAUGUAUUGAAACCUCUACUAAAAGUAGUAGCUACUCAAAAAUGGAAUGAAAUUUCAUCAAUUUUGUCUCACCCUGUAGAUAAAAUAUGUAGACCAAUCCUAUAAAUUAAAACAAAAAAAAGGGUCUGCUUCUUUAAAUGUAUAACUAUUUGAAAAUACAGUCGUUACUGUAUUUCUUACAGAUUUUAUUGGUAAAUCAAUCGAUGCAUUUAUGAUGGAAAUGUUUGUAUAUUAUUGUAUAAUAUUGUAUUUUGUUAUGAAUCCUGCCAUUAAUUGUAAAUAAAUUGUAAUAUGUACGUCUCAGACAACACUGCCACACUGCCAUUGUUUAUGUACAAUUUAUGUACAUGUAUAUGUAUAUUGCUCUAGUAUUAACAAUGUAAAUAUAAAGUUAAGUAGAUAGAUUUUAAGCUUCAUCUAUAUAGAUGGAAAUUUUACCAACUGAUAAUUAUGAAAUGAAUUUGUAAUAUUUUAUAGUUUUAACAUGAAAUAAAUCAAAUAUA